Messenger RNA from Theobroma umbraticum, 2098 nucleotides. It is a transcript of the gene AAH, whose product is annotated as allantoate amidohydrolase. The record is from RefSeq and is a predicted model, not a curated record. Gene Ontology annotation, molecular function: hydrolase activity, acting on carbon-nitrogen (but not peptide) bonds, in linear amidines. NCBI's taxonomy places the organism in Eukaryota, Viridiplantae, Streptophyta, Magnoliopsida, Malvales, Malvaceae.
GGAUUCGUGGCCAGAAAUUGCCAUGGCUGCUGUCCGGGUCAAGUGGGAUCCACAAAGUCAUUAAAGUCUAAGCAGGAAGGCGAACGGCGAGCGUGUAUGGGGGAGUCCAGCUUUAGGCUGUGGGGUGCAGGCUCUUCACGACUCUCGAGCCACGUUUUGGCCACUGCGACUUUUUGUCUUAGGCUUAGCAAAACCAACCCAGUGGAAGCCAAAGCCAAAGGCAAGUGGGUAUUGGCAAUCGCAAACUACGAAGAGGCGCACGUGAGCAACCCCUGAGCUGCCGCUGCCACUGGUUGGGCUAUUGCAUCUGCAUGGCAUCUCCACGUAGGAGCGCAACCUUUCCCGGCAAGAUCUCUCCACGUCAUCAGGAUCCCACGAGAAUCCUGGGUCCCGCCACGGACGUCGGGUGCUCUGCUUUUGCCUUGGCUUUGCUUUAUUAAUAUUCAAGGGGAGCAGAAACGUGCACCAAUUUUAUCUCUGGUCAGUUGCGUGGCUGCUGUUCGGCUCUGCAUUUUGUUGUUUUGCAAAGCUCUUCCCAGCGGACAUGACGACUACCAGGAUUUCACAUUUCUCUCUUUCUUUUGAUCUCUUCUUCUCCUUCUCUUUCUUGCUCAGUCUUCUAUCGACCAUUUCCCUUGCUUCUUCUCCUUCUUCCUCUUAUCUCUAUUCUGCUGAUAAAGAAGGCAAGACCAGAGCUUUGCAUUCAGAAAUAUUAAGGAACGAGGCAGUUGCAAGGCUUAAUGAGCUUGGAAAGGUGAGUGAUGCUGAUGGCUAUCUUGAGAGAACAUUUAUGAGCCCAGCUUCUGUGAGGGCAGGAAUUCUUAUUCGGGAAUGGAUGGAGGAUGCUGGUUUGAGAACGUGGGUGGAUUCCAUGGGCAAUUUGCAUGGUCGAGUUGGGGGAAUCAAUUCGAGUGCUCAAGCUCUGUUGAUUGGCUCCCAUCUGGAUACUGUUGUUGAUGCUGGCAUAUUUGAUGGGUCAUUAGGUAUAAUUUCUGCUAUAUCUGCAUUAAAAGUUUUGAAAAGCAAUGGCAAGUUGGGAGAAUUAAAACGACCAAUCGAGGUGAUUGCAUUUAGUGAUGAGGAGGGAGUGAGGUUUCAAUCUACCUUUUUAGGCAGUGCUGCUGUAGCUGGUGUUUUACCAGUUACAGCGUUGAAGAUAUCAGAUAAGAGUGGUGUGACAGUGCAAGAUUCUCUUAAGGGGAAUUCCAUAGACAUAGCAGAGGAAAGUCUACUACAGCUGAAAUAUGACCCUGCAUCGGUGUGGGGUUAUGUUGAGCUUCACAUUGAACAAGGACCUGUACUCGAAUGGGUUGGUUUUCCUCUUGGUGUAGUUAAAGGCAUAGCUGGACAGACACGUAUGAAGGUUACGGUGAGAGGUUCACAGGGACAUGCCGGAACAGUACCAAUGUCAAUGCGUAGGGACCCUAUGGCUGCUGCUGCUGAACUGAUUGUAUUGCUAGAAAGUCUGUGUAAACAUCCUCGAGAUUUCUUAUCUGAUAGCGGUAGUUACAGCGAGUUUACCAUGGAAUCAUUGUCCACUUCUCUUGUCUGUACUGUUGGAGAAAUAUCAACCUGGCCAAGUGCAAGUAAUGUCAUUCCAGGCCAGGUAACGUUCACUGUGGAUUUACGUGCAAUUGAUGAUGUUGGACGUGAGGCUGCUCUUUAUGAAUUAUCUAAUCGGACGUAUCAAAUAUGCGAUAGACGUUCUGUAUCUUGCAUCAUUGAACGAAAACAUGAUGCAAAUGCGGUAAUUUGUGAUCCUGAACUGAGUUCACAGCUAAAAUCUGCGGCUUACUCUGCUCUCAACAGAAUGAUGGGGGAGAUUCAAGAUGAGGUUCCUGUGCUAAUGAGCGGAGCAGGACAUGAUGCGAUGGCCAUGUCUCAUCUAACCAAGGUUGGGAUGUUAUUUGUCCGCUGUCGGGGAGGCAUAAGUCACUCCCCAGAGGAACAUGUAUUGGACGACGAUGUUUGGGCGGCGGGUUUAGCUUUACUAGCACUUCUCGAGACCCACAUGUAAAUUAUAACAUUCAACAAAAUCUAUGUACAGUAAAUCGAUUCCCUUCAAUAAAUCCACCGCAAUGGCAACCAUUGAAUUGUA